Messenger RNA from Parastagonospora nodorum SN15, 3165 nucleotides. RefSeq lists its product as hypothetical. The transcript is spliced from 5 exons. Gene Ontology annotation, molecular function: P-type calcium transporter activity; ATP binding; ATP hydrolysis activity. Gene Ontology annotation, cellular component: plasma membrane. The record is from RefSeq and is a predicted model, not a curated record. Lineage: Eukaryota; Fungi; Ascomycota; Dothideomycetes; Pleosporales; Phaeosphaeriaceae. Bases 1 to 3165 code for a protein of 1054 amino acids. Gene Ontology annotation, biological process: intracellular calcium ion homeostasis; calcium ion transmembrane transport.
AUGGGAAAGGAGCAGCCAUCUCUCGAGGGCCACAAGUCCGGUCAGGCCAACGAGCCUCUGACCAAGCCCGCCCACGCCCUUACCUUCAAUGAAGUUGUAGAGCAAACCAAAAUACUUGAGAAGCAUGGAAACAACGACCUUGGUGAGGAUGGAGGCGUCUCACCAGCCAAGAUUCUAUUGCGCCAGGUUGCCAACGCAAUGACAUUGAUUCUGAUUGCUGCUAUGGCGGUUAGUUUCGCCAUCCAGUCGUGGAUUGAAGGUGGUGUAGUAACUGCCAUCAUUCUGCUCAAUAUUGUCAUUGGUUUCGUCCAAGAAUUCAACGCCGAAAAGACUAUGGACUCGCUUCGAUCGCUCUCCUCGCCAACUGCUUCAGCUGUCCGUGAUGGAAAAACGACCACCAUUCCAACCAUUGAGGUUGUUCCUGGUGACCUUGUCGAAAUGAAGACGGGUGACACCGUCCCAGCUGAUGUCCGUAUUAUUGAAGCCGUGAACUUUGAAACCGACGAAGCCCUCCUUACCGGCGAGUCGCUCCCCGUGGGCAAAGACGGCGAGGCCGUGUUUGAUGAAGACACCGGCCCUGGUGAUCGUCUCAACGUCGCAUACAGCUCUUCGACUGUCACUAAGGGACGCGCCCGAGGUGUAGUUUUCGCUACUGGCAUGUACACUGAAAUCGGUUCCAUCGCCAUGUCUCUCCGAAAGAAGGACUCUCGUGUUCGCCCAGUGAAGCGCAACGAGAGCGGCAAGGCCAAGCCGCAUCGUUACGCGCAGGCUUGGACUUUGACUGCGACUGAUGCCGUAGGUCACUUCCUUGGUGUCAACGUCGGUACUCCACUACAGAAGAAGCUCGCGCGUCUCGCUAUCCUCCUCUUUGGUGUCGCCGUCGUCUGCGCCAUUAUUGUCCUCGCCUCGAACAGCUUCUCCAACAACCGCGAGGUCAUCAUUUACGCUGUUGCCACCGGUCUAUCCAUGAUUCCCGCAUCGCUUACCGUCGUUUUGACCAUCACAAUGGCUGCCGGAACUAAGCGCAUGGUGCAGAGGCACGUCAUCGUUCGCAACCUAAAGUCGCUCGAGGCGCUUGGUGGUGUCACGGACAUUUGCUCCGACAAGACUGGUACGCUUACACAAGGCAAGAUGGUAGCGAAGAAGGCUUGGAUUCCUGCAAAGGGUACCUACUCGGUCGGCACAAGCGACGAGCCUCACAACCCCACGAUUGGCUCCCUUUCUUUCACCGCUAAGCAGCCACGACACAUUGAUCCUGACAUCGACGAGAAGACCCAGACAUCUGAGGAAUUGAUUGAAGAGAACCCACACCUGGUAGAUUACCUCAAGGUUGCUUCUUUGGCCAACUUGGCGAACGUCCAUCAAACCAGCGAAGGUCAAUGGAAUGCUCGUGGUGACCCGACUGAAAUCGCUAUCCAGGUCUUUGCUUCUCGCUUCAACUGGAACCGUCUCAACUUCACAACCGGCGACUCGCCCAAAUGGAAGCAGAUUGCUGAGUUCCCUUUCGAUUCUGACGUUAAGAAAAUGUCCGUCAUCUUUGAAGAGAUUGCUACUUCCAAAAAGUACGUCUUCACUAAGGGUGCAGUUGAACGUGUCAUUUACUCGUGCACCUCUGUUUUUAACGGAGAGACCGAAGGUGCUACCGAGCUGGACGACGACUACCGUGAGGAGAUUCUCGGUAACAUGGAAGCCCUCGCCGCCGGUGGUCUGCGUGUUUUGGCACUCGCUAGCAAGGACUUCGAGGGUGAGCCACCCGCGAAGGGAGAGGAAUUCGACAGGAACUCUUUGGAGCAAGGCUUGACCUUCCGUGGUCUCGUUGGUCUGUAUGAUCCUCCCCGCCCCGAAACUGCUGGAUCAGUCCGCCAGUGCCAAAAGGCCGGAAUCGAAGUACACAUGUUGACCGGCGACCACCCUGGAACUGCUCGUGCUAUCGCUGCCCAAGUCGGCAUUCUACCCUCGAACAUGGAGACUCUCGCAAAGGAAGUCACUGACGCCAUGGUUAUGACUGCAUCUCAAUUCGACAAACUCUCCGACGACCAGAUCGACAACCUCCCACUGCUGCCUCUUGUUAUCGCUCGUUGCGCGCCCAACACUAAGGUGCGCAUGAUUGAUGCUCUUCACCGACGGAAGGCUUUCGCUGCCAUGACUGGUGACGGUGUCAACGACUCCCCAUCUCUCAAGCGCUCGGACGUCGGUAUUGGAAUGGGUACUGGAUCAGAUGUCGCCAAGGACGCCUCCGACAUUGUUCUCACUGACGACAACUUCGCCUCUAUUCUCAACGCUAUCGAAGAGGGCCGCCGCAUGUUCGACAACAUCCAGAAAUUUAUUCUUCAUUUGCUCGCCCAAAACAUCGCGCAAGCCUGCGUUUUGCUCAUCGGUCUCGCUUUCAAGGAUGGUAGCGGCUUCUCCGUCUUCCCUGUGUCUCCCGUCGAGGUUAUGUGGAUUAUCAUGAUUACCUCGAGUUUGCCCGACAUGGGUCUUGGUUUCGAGAUUGCUGCUCCAGAUAUUUUGGACCGCCCUCCCCAGAGUCUCAAGCGUGGUGUUUUCACAAUCGAAGUCAUGGUCGACAUGCUCUUCUACGGUCUCUGGAUCGCCGCCCUCUGCCUCGCAUCGUUCUCCCUCGUCAUGUUCGGUUUCGGUGAUGGCAACCUCGGCCAGAACUGUAACGAGUCCUACAACCCAACUUGUGACACGGUUUUCCGCGCUCGUGCGACUACAUUCGCCUGUCUUACUUGGUUCUCGCUGUUCCUUGCGUGGCAGAUGUUGGAUAUGCGCCGCUCGUUCUUCAUGAUGCAGCCAGGUUCCACCAAGUACUUCACACAGUGGGCACGCGACGUAUGGAGGAACAAGUUCUUGUUCUUCUCCAUCAUGUUCGGUUUCGUCACCAUCUUCCCGGUUCUGUACAUCCCUGUCAUCAACGACACAGUCUUCAGACACAAGGGAAUCAGUUGGGAGUGGGGCAUUGUUUUCGUUGCAACUUUCCUUUUCUUCAUUGGUAUUGAGAGCUGGAAGUUUGGCAAGCGUGUCUUCUUCCGUAGGCGCGAAGCGAAGAUGGGUGGUGGCAGACGCGGCUCAGUUGACCUGGAGCAGCGCGUAUUUGAGCGCUACCUUAGCACUGCCAUCAGUACGGAUGGCGAGAGCGACGAGAAGAAGUCGCGAGUGUGA